Molecule: messenger RNA, 1320 nt
Organism: Penicillium griseofulvum
Lineage: Eukaryota; Fungi; Ascomycota; Eurotiomycetes; Eurotiales; Aspergillaceae
Exons: 2
Coding region: 1-1320 (439 amino acids)
Source: RefSeq, a predicted model, not a curated record
AUGCUAUCCUUUAAAUCUCGAGGAGGAAAAUGGAGGGAAAGGAAUACUGGAAGGAGAGGCAUGUCUAGGACCGACACAGUUCCAACUCCAGCCCCACCACUGGGCGAUAUCCUCGCAGCUAUUCAACAUAAUGACCUUGAAGAGGCAAAGGACGAAAAAGACAGUGCUGCUCAGAUCACCGGCAGUCAGUAUCUGACAUCGUACAACUGGCUUGACAAGAGCAGUCAUCAAAUCAUUGUUCCAGGUGAAGACUCCCGCGAGCCACCGGCCUGGACACCACUUUUACGCCCUACCAAGCUCCGAGAAGACUCAGGCCAGUACUAUCGCGAUCUAAAUGCCGCACGAUACCCGACGUAUCCAUUGGAACCAAUGAUCCGCGCAAUUUUAACGGACAAGCCCGACUUUUCCUUGGCCAACUUGGAUAUCGUAGGUUGCGGGAGCACAAUGGGUAACUUGCUGCGUUUUGCACGGGGUCAAAAUCAGCCCUUCAGAAUAAUUGUCGAGCUGGUGGGCCAGACAGUUUUCCUGAUCCGAAGGGAGAACUCGCCUACUGAGAGGAUCCCCGAUGUCCGGGGAUACGGACAUACAUUCCCAGAGGCAUACACCACGUGGAACGCUCGUGUCAAAGGGUCGGAAUCCCAUCAGCGGUUGAUAAACUAUGAUUUUGCAGGCCUCAACUGCCUGGUUCGUUUCGAGGCUGAUGGGUAUUUGCCCCAGUUGGUUCCCGGCUUGAAGACAAUGCAGAACCACGACCCCGAGACUGAAAAAGAACAAGAAGAGGGUCUUCUAGCGUCACUAGAGGGAACAGUGAUCGUGAGUUGCCAUCCCGUCGAUGUAGCUGAUAUGUCGAAUGAGCUGGAAAUCACCAAGGGGGGUCAGCAUAUUCCACAGUCUGCUGUGUUUGACUUGAAGACUCGGUCUAUUAAGAGAAUGGAUGUUGACACUUUGGGAGAUGAGCUAGCACGGUUGUGGAUUGGGCAGAUACCUAACUUUGUUCUUGCGUAUCACAAGUCUGGAACGUUUGAAGAUAUCCGUGUUCAGGAUGUGCGAGAGAAGAUCAAGCAUUGGGAAAGCUCCCACCAAGUGGAGUUGGUCAAAUUCGCCAAUUUGCUUCAUAUGAUUAUUUCAUUCGUUCGGAGCACGGAGAGUGGAAAAAUUGAGAUUGAGCACGAAGAGGGUGUUCAGACGUUGAAUUUAAGGGCCCAGGGUGGCGGUGUCAACAACGUUUUGCCGGUGACAGUCAGAGACAAGUGGGAUCACGAGUCUGAUUUGGAUGAAAGUCCCACUCCAGCGGCUGUUCUCUCUGACUCUUGCCUUUAA